UCCGGCAGGCACGUUCGGGUGUUUCCUGUCAGCUGCGAUACAUUUCCUGCGGGGCUGCAGCGUUGGGUCUAAUAUUGGCGUUAAAGAUUAUGUGAGAGGUUGCUGGGUGAUGCUGACGAUGAUCAUCCCGAGUCUGGCUGCAUUUGGUCGUUGUGUUGCACGGGGUGGGCUGCAGGCAGCUCGACAGCUGGGACAGCGCGCGCUGCUUCACCCAGAUCCCCGGGCUCAGUUGGCGCGAGACGCUCGGAGAAGCUGCAGCACCAGCCGGCUCUGGCAGAGCGGCGCGACUGUGGAGCCCGGCUUUAUUCAUCAGCCAGUUUUUAACAUCGAUGUUUUGGUAGCUUUGUUACGUCAAGAGAAUGCAAAGGACCUUUGUGUCAUUAAACUGCCCAAGGAGCUAAAGUACACUGAUUAUUUUAUCAUUGUGAGUGGAACUUCUACAAGACAUCUACAAGCUAUGGCACAGUAUGCAAUUAAAGCAUAUAAACACUUAAAGAGACAGCAGAACAUUCACGUCCACAUUGAAGGGAAAGAUACAGAUGAUUGGAAGUGCAUAGAUUUUGGUAACAUAGUAGUACAUUUCAUGCUAUCUGAAACCAGGGAAGUCUACGAACUGGAGAAGCUUUGGACUUUGCAUUCCUAUGAUGAUCAAUUUAAUAUGAUACCUCCAGAAACACUACCCAGAGAUUUUAUAUAUGGACCAACAGACAUAGAUGAAAACAGUGACUUCAGAAGAUUGUCUUGAAGGGAUUCACACCAUUGAACCAGUGUUUGUGUGAAUUCAUUCGAACUCCUCUAUAAUAACAAGCAGUGGAAAUGAGUUUGAGGCAAGAGGAUUGGACAGAGUGGCGCAAGACACAGAAAUGAAGUCCAGCUUGUAGAAACUACACACAAGCUGGACAGUUGUACCACUUCACAUUUGGAUCAUGCAUUUGUUUACAGAAGUUGAUAGUAUGCAAAAUUUUAUAAACUAAAUCAGUGCAGCAGCAUUUUAGUUAGAUAUGCUUUACAAAAUUAUCCAGUGUUGAAUGUAUUUACGAAAGAGCCAAUGCUUGGCAGGCUCAGGGUCAGAAGGUUUAUUGUAUACCAGAAACUGAAAUGCAUAUGCCACGUUUGAACCUUUGAAGUUAGACAGUAAUGUAUAUAACACUGAAUUAUAGCAAAAUGAGCUGAAGCUUCUGUUACAAAUAAAAGGCUAAAUGUUUGUCCUUUUAACAUGAACUUUGAUACGUACAAUAUUUCAGCAGUGGGACAGCAUGUCAGACACUUAUCUAACAUUGCAAAAAAAAAAUGGAUUUGACACAGGCAGUGAUGGUAUUGGAAAAGAAACGUAGGCAGAUUAAAAGACAUGUAUUGCCACAUCAAUAUGAGAAUAAGGUUUUUGGCUCCUACAGAUAAAUUGUGAAUAGGAAUUCAGUGGUCUAAAACUUAGAGUACCAUCUGAAUAGCAGCUGUAAGAUACUGAAGGUUAGUGCUGGAUGACAUGCCGUGGACCUGCUCUGAUUAACUAGAGGGAACAUACUGGAGGUCCCUCUAUCCUGUGUGAGGAAAAAAAAUUAAUUUACUGAACCAUUGAAAUUUUAGUCUAUGUUGUUGCUUAAAAUUGAAAGCAUGCAUGAGCCAGUUCUCCUUUAAAUGGAAUGGAGUUAAGAUUUUACAUUGUACAAAAACAGAAAAUCUGGAUUUUUUUUGCAGGACUAAAUAUGGUCUUGAAAGUGACACUUCAAAAGGAAGUAUAGGGAAGUUCGUUGAAAACUGGUGUGUCUUAGAAAUAAGAUUUUCAGAAUUUUGAAAUUUGAUCUUUCACAUUGAGCUGGAAUGAAGUGACAACUGAAUGUGUGCCUCUUGUAUGUAUAUUCAUUAUCAGAGCCUUGUACAAGGAAUUUUGUGAAAUGUUUCCAUGUGUUGUACACAAUUGCAAACCACAGGAGUGGAAUCAUCCAUUAUCCUUCUACUUGGCACAAAAUACAAGUCUGCUUAAUACCUUGAAAACAUACAUAAUCGCAUAGGAGCUAAAUUAUUUUAUUUCAAACAGAGGCAUUUGACAAAUGGGGCUGCAUUGGGGCACAGUAUUUAGAUGAAAGAAACAGAAGUGAGCAAAGUUUUUUUUUGCUGGUUUCACUUCUUUUACAGAACUACCUUCAACUAAAUGCCAAUAUUUCCAAAUUACCAAUCUUGUUAUAUAGUCCAGAAAAUUAAAUGAUACAGCAGCAGAUCAGGAAGUGUAAAUGCAGCAAUUAAACCAAAAACCAAGGUAAAUCAAUCUAUCAAUGUUACUUGCAACAAAAAGUGGGCUCUGACCUUUCAGCCUCACAUCAAUUUAUUUAAGUUAUUAAAUGACCUUCUGUAAUUCAGUUAUUUUAUCAAUGUAAGAAAACAUUUCUAACACUACAUGGAGAAGUCACUCUGCCAAAAGAAUGAGAAUUAAUCCAUUUUGCUAAAGCUAUAACAUAAGCUUUGAGAGUUUUUGAUUAGUAAUGAAUAUAUGUAGGCAAAAACACACCAGACCAUUUUUAAUUGUCUAAUCUGUACAAAAAAUGAUCUUUGGGAAAAUAUCAACCUAUCCUAUGCAGAAAUGCCUCUAAUUCAAAUGUAUCUAAGAGGUAGAUCAAAAAUUGAUGAAGUAAAUGGUUUUGCCAAGUUGUGCCCCUCUAUUUCAGUGCAGCAUGAUGAUAAUGAUCAUCUCAUGCACAAGAAAAAUCACAAAAGGUUCAGAGGUAAUAGCAUGGCUCUGCUCAGACCACACACAGCAGUGUCUAUGCACUAAACGUGCACUGCCUUCAUUUAAAGCACUGAGGUAGCUGGAAAUUGGGUGCACUCAGGAAGUUGACUGGAGCAUUUUCAACUUUACCACAAAUUAGUUGCUUUAGCUUAUUCUAGUCAGACUACAUUUGGUGGGAGAGGGAGGGGGAAUCAAAACUAUUUUGUGGCUGUCAAUUUGGCCAUUAACGCAUUUAUUGCUGUACCGGUUAUCUGUAGAUGUGCACAAACUCUGCUGCAUUUCGACUGAAGCUCAGAGGAAAGAAAGGGUUGAAACUAACAGCCUCCCCCCAUGGCUUAGUGUAGCCCACUACAGUAGCUGCAUAUGUAAACUCUCUUAUUUUCAACAACUUUAGAAUGAGCAAGCAGCAUUGACUUUUCUCUCAAUUAUGAUCACACAUGUGGUUCAAUAAAUUCAGAGUCCACUCUAGCAAAGACUGCCAGUGUACCCAGACAGAUCUAAUAACUCUACCAGUAACUGCAGAUGAAGCUUGCUCUGAACAAAAUGGCCAAGUCCAAAUAGACUGUGUUAUUAUGCAUCAAGAUGCAGUGAUGGUCAAAGGCACCAAGGGUCCAUGCAUUUAAAAUACCCAGUUAUACUAAAAGCUACUCCAUUUUGCAGUCUCUUUCCCCUACCCCAGCCUCUUGCCAUCACUUCCUUGUUUUGUUCCCAAAAGUACCAUCAAUCAAAAAUAGGAAAUAAACAUUUUCAUCAUAUCUUAAAAAGAAAAAAAAUGGCAUUGCUGCUAUUAGUAUAUAUUGGCAUCAUUCGGCGUCUCAAACAUUCACAGAAUUUUGAUCAAGUGAUGGUGUUGUGGACCUCAGGAAAACUGAGGUAAGUAUCAUUUAUUGAAUACUCCCAUCAGCCAGCAGCUAGAAGCAACACAUUUACAUUGAUAUUUUUCUUUGUAGUGCUCCUGGCUUUUAGCUGAUCAAAUUUUACUUUUUUUUUUAAAAAAAUAAAAUGCUUGACUAUUACUUUUAUAAAGUAUACAAAAUAAGCAGAAAAAAGGAACAAUUGAGGUACUAAAUGCCUGAGGUAGUUUAGUAAAAUGCAUAAUCAAUUCAUGCCUUGGCCAAUACCAUUCAACACUUCCCUUAGGUUCCAAUGGCAGUGUUCUAGUAAUCUUUGUAAAACAACCCAAUUUAAAAAAGCCAUUUUGCAUGUUGGGACAGAUGCCUCAAUCUUGCCAACUCCCCUAGUCCCUCCCCCAAAAAAAUCUCAAGGGUUUUAUAAUGAUGAUUUGAACUAUAAGAGCAAUGCCUUUUUGUAACCAGUGAAAAAUCAGAAGAGAAAGCUUCGUUAAACCCAACAGGUCUAAGAAUUUUGGGAAAGCUAACAAGGCAAUGUAAAGAUUUGAAUUCGAACAAAAGAAGGGAAGUGAAAAGGCCUUAUUUAAAGCUGGGUUUCACAAGGUUUUUUUGAACGCCUAAAGAAUACAUUCGCACAAAGACAGAGUUCAUAGGUUGCCUAGUCCUCAAUAAAAGGUGACUGGGAAGAUGGAACAUUUACUUUUUUAAAAUCAGUGACAGGUUUAACUGCCCUGAUUACACAGUGUCUCUCACUCUCUCUUUGGUCUGGCAUCUGUCUCUGUGGUAGAUUGCAGAUCCUGAACCUUUUACUUUCUUCGUGGUUGGGGCUGUCCACUCUGUGCUGUUUUCUGUUGUUGUCUUCUUACUUGGGAUAAAAUUUCUUGAAUUUUUCGCUGAGCAAGCUACAUUUUGAAGAGAUGUCAGUUAGAUUCAUGAAUAUUCUUACAAAAAUUAAUUUACAUUGCAUUCAAGCCUCAUUUAAUCAAAAUGGAACAUGCAAGUCAUGUAAUCUCCCAGCUCACAAGGGAAAUAGUGAAAAUGAAAGAAACAGUUAAAGAUCUGUAAACUGAUGUGUAAAAAUAUAUAAAUAUUGUAACAAAGUCUCUGGCACCUUCUCCACAUAACCAAUAAAUUCACAUUUUGGAGCAUAAAAAAAUUCAAGUCAUAUUAAAACAAAGGUUGCAAAUUUACUGCGAAAUAGGGCAAGUUAGCCAAUCCUAUCUAUACUGAAUCUGUGACAAUGUCCAAUUAGUGUCAUCCUCCACUGACACAAUUUCCUCAACUUAACAUUUAAUCAAAUAUGACUCUUGUCAAAUUAUAACCCCUCAAGAACCGGCUACAAGAGUCAGAGGUAAAAACAUACAUUGGUAAGGAUGAUGCAAGGUGGUUUCUGGGGUGCGUGGACAGGUUAAAAAUGAGGUAGAAAGUGGCAGAUAGAAAUUAAUGUGAAAAAAUUGGGGCAUUAUCCAUUUGGUAGAAAAAAAUAAGCAAAAAAGGUGCAGUACUUACUAAAUGGUGAGACAUUGGAAAAUAUUGCUGUUUAAAUUUAUUUGGGUGUCCUUCUCCAAAAGGCACUAGAAACUUGCUAACAAGGCCAACAGACAAUCAAUCAGGAAGACAAAGGUAUAUUUGGCCUUCGUGGCAAAGGGAUUACAGCAGAGGGGCUGAUGUUAAGAAUGAGAGAUGAUCCAUUUAAAACAUUUUUAAAAAUUGAUACAGGGUAUGACAGGAUAGAUAUGGAUAUUUUCCCUGACUUUUAAGUCUAGAACUGGUUCCAGAAUAUAGGACCUGUGAUUUAAGACAAAGACCAAAGAACAUCUUCACUCGGUAGAUGAUCCAUCCUUGAAAUUCCAUACCCCAAAAGAAGGAAAUGUAUUAAAAAAAAUUCUGCAGUGGCAUUAAGGACAACGUUAAACCCCCCCAUUAUGUAACACCUAAGUUUUGACGUGCAUGCUUGCUGUUGGAAUAUAAAUGGAUGAUGACCAUCUAUGAUCUGUUUGAACAGGCUCAUCAGGCUAAACGGCUACUCCCGUUUUUUAACUCACCACCUCUUUUUAAAUCUAAACCUCCAACAGUACAGUAAAUAAUUCAUAAUUUCCCACUGACAGGACAGAUUAGUCCAACUUCCCACAUCUAACUCAGAGCUAAGAAUGCUACCCAUCGAGCAUGCUGAUGCUGGACAGUCAAUGAACUCAAAAGUAGUCUGAAAUACCUACAAGAUCAAAAAUCAGAAGUAAGGAUGGCAUUUAAAAACUUUUAUUCAAGAUUUUUUCAAAACAGCAAAUUUUGCAAUUUUAAUCCUCUUUGCCUGACCUUCAGUAACAAUUCAAGCAAUAAUCACCAAAUUAUCAGUAACUUCUCAACAAUAUAAACUGCUUGUGAUUGAUCUCUUUCCCCCCCCCAUUCACACUUCAGAAUAAGCCCCCUGCCACCAGAGUAGCUUAAAUACUUGAGUAGGAGUAUCAGACUGGACCAAACUUCUCCAGGUGGCAUUAGAAAUAAACUGGUAAAAACAUCAUGCCACAACACAUUUCAACUUUUCCUGUAGAGACAUCCACCAUAAAACAGGAAGCGAGACACACACAGACACCACUUUCUCUGUACACAGGAAAUUGAAAGAUUUCUACUCAACGAUAAUGGUUAUCAGAAACAUUUAAGUCAUUAAUCUAUAACAAAGUGCAAGUUGAGGCUAGUAAAGGCAUUACCUGACUUGCAAAGAAGUGACCAGUUAUUUUCACAAUAACCUGAUCAUUUUCAUCUGGCGUUUGAUCACGAGGUACUACCACCUCUGCACUCGUCAGGUUUUGUAGUUCAUUUACCUUUUAAAAAACACAUGUUGAAACGUUUUAAAUAAAAAGGUCCAACACUAAGAAUCCCAAAAGUGACACCAACAAAAACAAUUGCACAUUUUUAGAAUUCAGCAGAACAAUUUCCAGGUGAGUGGAGAACAAUGCAAUUUCCAUCUUCGGAGAUUAAACUGACCAAAUACCCACAGAACAAUUAUUCCAACACUACAUUGAGGAAAAUAAACUGCAGAGGCUUUGCUAAAAAAAGUAAAACAUUAGAGACUGAGAACAUAUUCAAAAUUAAUCAUUUGACAAAAGCAUUGGAAUUUGAAAGGUAUGAUGCCAAAAUCUGCAGAUAAAGCAUGCAAGACUUAACUAAAUUACAGAACGACAUAUAAAGUUUGCACAUAGGGCAGAUAACUGACAUGUUCUUACUUAUAUCUCAGACUGCAGAAGGUGAAAAAGUAGAUUUACUCCACAAGCCAAAUUACAGAUGCCAUUACAUCUGGUACUCACUGUUUUGCCUCCUUUCCCAAUUACUCUACCAGCAGCAUGGGAUGGCACUUUGAUAUGGGUCUCUAACUUAACUUCUUCUUUGGGUCCAAAGAAGUUUUCCUCUUUCAGUUUAUUAUAGAUUCUUCCUUGAGCCUGAAAGAUGAAACAUUUUCCAACUAUAACCAUUCCCUUUUAGAAAUUGGGCUUCAAUUUCCAUUUGACAUUUAAAAAGUUGUUGCAGUACUUUAAAAUGUAAAGAUACAUUAAUCAAAAUAAUCAUUGAUGGAAAAUUUAAUCCAGUCAGCACAUUGUAAAUUUUGAAAAGGGUACAUGCAUACGCCAUCAAGGACAGAAAUCCCACAAAAUUGUUUUUUGAAAAUUGAAAAAGCAAGUUAUUAAUAGCCUAUUGUUUUGGACAUUAUGAACGCAACAUAAUUUACUGAGAGUUUAGUACAACUGUAUGAAGUCACAAACUACAGUACUGAUCAGCUCUUUGUUAUAAAACAGACAAUUGCUGGAGAAGCUCAUCAGGUCUGGUAGCAUCUGUGGAAAGUGAAAAACAGAUUUACCAGAGUCCAGUAUGGCUUCUUCAAGACACAUUCUGCUGUUCUGAAGAGUCGAACCAGACUCAAAAUUAACUGUUUCUCCCUCCAUGCAUGCUGCUAAACCAGAUUACUUUCUCUAGCAUUCUGUGUCUCUCAAGAUUUCUAGCAUCUACAGUGGUUUGCUUUUAUUCAAGCUAGUUACCACAGCACAACUCCAUUAAAUUCACAUGAGACCAAGUUUGAAUUACUAACAUUACAAAUAUCACAAUAUUACAGAACGCUGGAGGGCUCAGAUUAGCUAACACCUACAGUUGUUGUUUCAAGCUGUACAGUGAAAGCUUGAACAUUCCAAAACGAUAAGUUUUUUUUGAAACUGCCAGGCAUGCUAGAAUCUCAUACCAACACUAAUUAAUACUAGCUUUAUAUUAAUAUUUAUUUCAUGCAUAAUAUAUGGAUCAGAAAGUUUGAAACUGACUUGAAAUUAGAUACAAUUCAGGAGACAACUUGAUGCAAAACAAAAAGGGAUCCUUCUUGGCACUGAUUUAUAUGUUUGCAGAGCAAACUUUGAAUUUCAGAGAAAAAAAAUCACCUUAAACUGAGCUUCAGGCUGCCCUGUGAUGAUCACCAUUCGCUGUUUAGCAUCUGGACUCUCUGCAGGAGCAAUCUGCAAAACAUUUACAGAUCCCAAUAACACCUUUAAAUUAAAUGAUAAACACACACAGCCAAACCAACCAAAAAGUUACUUCUUUAUUCUCUCACCUCAAUUCUUCAUGUUAGUUACCCCACUAAUUUUUCUUCCUCCACAAUAGAGUCUAUGUGGAUAACAUGGACUUGGGCUAUGAGGUGUGAAUGUUUCUACCACCUUAAGCGUUAAACAAUAAUCACUGACAAUAGAAUCUGAGAAAUGGAUGUUCAAUAACACUGCCAUUACUGAAUCCGGUAUCACCAACAUUCUGGGAUUUACCAGUGACACCAAGCUGCAGUCAUAGGACUGACAGUGGUAAUACAGUAAUGUCACUGGAGCAACAAAAUUCAUACAUCCAGACUAGCAUGCUUCAGUGGCAGAGAGUGAAAUUUGAACUCAACGAUCUGCAUUAAAAAUCUAACCCAAUGAAGACCAAAUAACCAUUUCCAAUUGCAUCAUUCUGGUUUAUUAAUGUCCUUUAGGGAAGGAAAUCUACCAUCCUUGCCUGGUCUGACCUGCGUAUAAACCUGGAGUCUAUGACUCCAGACCCACAGCAAUGAGGCAUGACACUUAAGUGCCCUCAGAAAUGGCCGAGCAAGUAAGUCAGUUGUAUCUAAUCACGGAAAGAAAGAAACUGGGCAUACCGAUAAGCAUCAACUCAGACACUAGAAACAACCAAACUGCUUGCAUGCAAUUGGCAAGAGCUAAAUAAUUCCACAACCAAUGGAUCAGUUUUAAGAUUUACAGUCCUAUCACAACCAGUCAUGAUUGGUGGUGGACAAUUAUAUAAUUAGGAGAAAAAAAAUUCUACAAAUAACUUCACCUUGAAUGAUGGGACAGGAUAACCAGCCACAGUGCAAAAAAAACUUUUGCCAGUACUAAGGUGGACGAUCCAUCUGCCUGGAACCAUUUGUUUAGAACAAUCACAUUGGUUUGGCAGUAUCCAUUACCUUUCAGCCAAUGGUUCCUGACAACAUUCCAAUACUGAAGACCGGUGCUCCAGAACUAGCCGCAUGCCUAGCUAAAAUUGUUCCAGCAUAACUGCACAAGUGGUAGAAUACCUGACAGUUAAAGACUGUCCCAGUGCAUCUUGUCCACAAACCGUGGACAAAGCCAACCUGGCAACUUCAACUUUUCAGUCUAUUCCCUAUUGGCAGAGGAAAGAAGCACAUGAUAAGAUAAAACAGAACUCAAAGUUUUUGACAGCUAUGCUGCCGUUUAUGGCAUGAAUAAGUACUGACCACGAAGUUUGGAAAGCUGACUUGGAAGUGUAUUUUGGCCUGAAAAACAGCUUUUAAAAACAGCCCAUUAUGUUGAUCAAGGCUUGUACUAAUCACCGUAGAACACGUAAUUUUAUUUGCUGGAAUCUAUUCAUUUGUUCCACAUUG
Stegostoma tigrinum is the source of this 9472-nucleotide messenger RNA. RefSeq names its product mitochondrial assembly of ribosomal large subunit 1 (gene malsu1). Lineage: Eukaryota; Metazoa; Chordata; Chondrichthyes; Orectolobiformes; Stegostomatidae. Gene Ontology annotation, biological process: negative regulation of ribosome biogenesis; negative regulation of translation. Bases 110 to 745 code for a protein of 211 amino acids. Gene Ontology annotation, molecular function: ribosomal large subunit binding. The transcript has 4 exons. Gene Ontology annotation, cellular component: mitochondrion. The record is from RefSeq and is a predicted model, not a curated record.